AUGUUCAAGCUUGUUUACUUCAAGCAAUCCAGUCUCACAGACACCGUACACCUCGUUCUCCUUUCCCUGUCCUACGUGUCCUGUGUGUCCCUAGGAUAUGCUGGGAGAUGGCUGGUCAUAAUCAACCUCGCCUCAGAGCACUGGCAUCCGUUAUUUCAAGGCGCCAUGCUCAGCGUCGGCGGCUUCAAGUUGGAUCCCCUGUGGAUCAGCAGGGGGGGAGGGGAGGGGAGCGGAAGGGCGGAAGAGGAGGGGAAAGGCAGGGCGGGAGAUACGCACAUAGAAACAAAGGCGCGUCUGUUGUGCUAUGGGCUGGACGGGAAGCUGAUCACCAUGAGCGACUUUGAUCACUUCGAUCGGCAUAAUCCCAUCUCAGACUCAAUGUACAAGGAGAUGGAACAAGUUUGCACGUGGUACCUGCUCAACGGAGACGAAGUGCAGUGGAGAAGGUUGGAGGGCAGGCGCAAGUCGAUUGAAGAGGACAUCGCUAGAUUGAAGAAGGAAGCUCCUUCGGCAGAGGUGGUUCGGUUGCUGAAGGAGAAGGUGAGGCAGCUGAAGAUGCUGUGCGAGGAAGAAGAGUAUUGCAAGGACGGGUUUGUCAAAGUGGGAGUGGAGAUUUCUUUGAAUGGCAGAGAGGUGAAGAAGGAUCCGGCAGAAGCGCUGGAGGCAGACGCAUCAGUGUCCAUUCCAGCUGUCAUCCGAGCUCGCCCUCGACGAAUAGGUCUGGGAGAUGGAGUCUUGAUCAACGUCCUAUGCUACAGCAACACGGAGAGAUCAUUGCUGGACCGCUUCAGCGCGUUCCUUCCGUUGGGUACAGAGCCAGGGGAUAACGGACAAAACACCAUGACGGUCGGAGACAUGAUCAAGAUUUUUGGCAACAUUUUGAUGCAGAGGGGGCUGAACCGGGAGUCCAUGACCAGUCAGUCCCGCCUGUACCACUACAAACGAACUUUGGAUCAGGCGAUGCUGGCUAAAGACAUCUUCGUCUUCAGAUCUACUGGAGAUAUUCUGAGCGCGGAGGAGAUAGAGCUUUACUUGUUCGAGGGGAAGGAGAGGGAGGGGGGGGAGGAGGAGGAAUGA
Guillardia theta CCMP2712 is the source of this 1077-nucleotide messenger RNA. RefSeq lists its product as hypothetical. The transcript has 3 exons. The record is from RefSeq and is a predicted model, not a curated record. Lineage: Eukaryota; Cryptophyceae; Pyrenomonadales; Geminigeraceae. The coding region runs from base 1 to 1077 and encodes 358 amino acids.